CGGCGUGCUCUGGUUGGCCUACGACAAGCGAGGAAGCGGGGAGUUAAAGAGUCAGCUUGUCGUGCGAGCUGGCUCGGCCCCCCGGGGUGCUCUCUGCAGGCGACCUUCGGGGGGGGGGCGUCCCCGUUACAGCGGAGCAGUUUGCUUUCUGGGCUAUGGGAGAUGUAAACGAAUUAAAAAUGCAAAUAACACCAGAAACUCCAGGAAGAAUCUCCGUUUUAAAUCCUUUUGAAAGCCCUAGUGAUUAUUCUAAUCUCCAUGAACAGACUCUUGCCAGUCCUUCUGUUUUCAAAUCCACAAAACUACCAACUCCGGGGGAAUUUAGGUGGUCUAUUGAUCAACUAGCUGCAAUCAAUCCUGUAGAAAUAGACCCAGAAGAGAUUCAUCGCCAAGCUUCAUACUUAAGUCAUUCUCAAAUCGAUAAAGAUGUGGAAGACAAAAGACAGAAGGCCAUUGAAGAGUUUUUCACUAAAGAUGUCAUUGUACCCUCUCCUUGGACUGAUCAUGAUGGGAAACAGCCAUCAGAGCAACCUGCCAAUAAAUGCAUUAAUGCCAAUAGGGACUCUCCUGUUGGCAAAAAGGUGACCAUUCAUUCUGAGAAAUGUAGUGUUGGUUGCCAGACUUUGCUGUCUCUUCCUGUGGAUUUUAAUUUAGAAAGUAUAUUAGGGGACUAUUUUAAAACUGAUGAAUUUGCAGAACAAUCUCCUGGAAACCUCAGUUCUUCAUCUCUCAGAAGAAAGCUGUUCUUAGACGGAAAUGGGAGCAUCUCUGACUCCUUACCUUCAACUUCUCCUGCAAGUCCUCAAGGCAGUGCUCAAGCGACUCCCGAGGAGCUGUUUUCUUCUAGUCCUAUUCAGAGUAAUGCAAAAAAAUACAGUUUGGGGAGCGUAACCAGUCCUUCCCCUAUCUCAUCACCUACUUUCUCUCCUGUUGUACUUCACAUAGGAAAGACGCCACUCUCAGAACAGAGGAAGUUUACUUUUCAUUCUCCUGAUGCUUCUUCUGGAACAAAUUCUAACGGGAUCACUAAUCCGAGCAUCAGAAGUCCUUACAUAGAUGGCUGCUCUCCAAUUAAGAACUGGUCUCCUAUGAACCUGGGAGGUGAGGUUCAGUACCGGACUCCCCUGAUAAGGAUACCGUUUACUCUCGAGACUCACAGUGAGGAUGAAGAAGACAAGGACCAUCCCACCGCUGACGCCUCCCCAUCUGCCGCGCGUGCUACAGGGGUGCACCUUGGGCAGGCAGGCAGCGACGCGUCGUCGUGUGGCGCGCACUUAGUUGUCACUGCCGUGACCAUUACACACAGUCAGUGCAGCGCUUCUGAGAAGGAACCAGCACUGGCCGAGGACACGGAAAGCGAGGAGAACAACACCGUGGAUAUGGUCGAUACUGCAGAGACAGCAGACGAGAGCACUUGGAUUAAGGAGCCAGUUGAUAAUGGGAUUUCUUCACCCAUGACCGAUUUUGUGAAUGGAAUUGCCUUCAGUAUUGAGAAUUCCCAUAUGUGCAUGUCCCCUCUGGCGGAAAGCAGCGUUCUCCCUUGUGAAAGCAGUAACAUCCAGAUGGACAGUGGCUACAAUACACAGAGUUGUGGAAGCAAUAUCAUGGAUACUGUCGGGGCAGAAAGCUACCUCAAAGAAAGUGAUGCACAGUCCUUUGAAGUGGAUGUUAAAUCUCAGGCUUGUGAUACAAAGCAAGGCCAUUCAACCCAGAAGUGUUGGAUGAAAGCAGCAAGUCCACAGUGCAGUACUCCAUAGAACCCCUCAUGAGGACCAAAGACUUACUGCGCAGCUUCUGACAUGUAUCUGGGCUCGUGAUGGUGACUGGGAAACUGUAAGCAACAGGCUUAGCUUUUCCCCCUUACCUCAUUGUGAACCACCACGCAGAAACAAGUGAUGUAAAUCAGCCACAUAGGAGCAAAAGAAAAACUCCAAGUUGCUGAGUUACACCUUUAUUUUUAAAUCAAUAAAUAUUUUUCUAUUUGCUUUGAGUGAUGUUUUGAACAACGAAAGAUCGUGACAGAGCUGAUUGUUUUCCCGGCCUCCAGGGUCAGUGAACCACCCCCACCUGUUAGACCUUCUUGUCUGUACUGACCUGAGCUGUACUCUCAGAACCCGAGACAGCGUGAAAACUGAAGGCACUGUAUAUUCUUUGGUGCAUCCAUAAACACAGUAUGAAAGAAAUCUUACAGAGAGAUGAAACUUACUAAAGAGGUAGAAAGGAAGUUAAAAGGAUUCUCCUAAAAUUCUAAUUCCCUUUAAAAAAAUUUAAGUAUUUUAUUCAUUUAUUUGUGAGAAUA
This is a messenger RNA of Jaculus jaculus (lesser Egyptian jerboa), 2299 nucleotides long. RefSeq names its product BORA aurora kinase A activator (gene Bora). Lineage: Eukaryota; Metazoa; Chordata; Mammalia; Rodentia; Dipodidae. The record is from RefSeq and is a predicted model, not a curated record. The transcript is spliced from 12 exons. Gene Ontology annotation, molecular function: protein kinase binding. Gene Ontology annotation, cellular component: nucleus; cytoplasm. Bases 156 to 1757 code for a protein of 533 amino acids. Gene Ontology annotation, biological process: regulation of mitotic spindle organization; regulation of mitotic nuclear division; activation of protein kinase activity.